Messenger RNA from Vanessa atalanta (red admiral), 1263 nucleotides. It is a transcript of the gene Ccm3, whose product is annotated as programmed cell death protein 10. Gene Ontology annotation, cellular component: FAR/SIP/STRIPAK complex; Golgi apparatus. The coding region runs from base 193 to 822 and encodes 209 amino acids. Gene Ontology annotation, biological process: positive regulation of MAP kinase activity; regulation of Golgi organization. Gene Ontology annotation, molecular function: protein kinase binding. The record is from RefSeq and is a predicted model, not a curated record. Lineage: Eukaryota; Metazoa; Arthropoda; Insecta; Lepidoptera; Nymphalidae. The transcript is spliced from 5 exons.
ACAAGUUAGACACUUGUCAAACAAAAUUGUCAGUUUUUUUUAUUACAUUUCCUGUCGCUGUCAUUGACUAUUUCAAGUGUCUACAUUCUAAAUAAACCAUACUGUGUUUAAUAAGUCCUAUUCCGAUUAUUCUUACAUUUUCCUUCUAUAUUGUUUGUUUUUGUUGUAACAUUUCAAUCACAUUCGGUCAGAAUGACAAUGGGCGAUGAGUUGCCCGUCACCUCAUUGGUUUUACCAGUUCUCAUACGUCCUGUUUUAACUCAGUUAGAAAAAUAUGAUUUGGGGGCUUCACAAACAUUACGAGCUGCUCUCACGAAGGCUGAGGCUGCCUUGCCAGGUCUUAACUAUGACUUGGUUGCUGGAAUUAUGAGAAGAGCUGAUAUUCCUGUUAAUAUGAAUGAAAGCUUACUUCGUCUUCAAGGAACAUUAACUGAGGCUGAAUGUGCUGACUUAAGACUGAAUAGAUCAGAAGAAGCAUUCCAGGAACUUAACAAGAAGUCUGCUGCAUUGAAAAAGAUUUUAAGCAGGAUCCCUGAUGAAAUUACUGACAGGAAGACUUUUCUUGAAACCAUCAAAGAAAUAGCAUCAGCUAUAAAAAAACUACUGGAUGCAGUUAAUGAGGUUUCCACAUAUACACCUGGUCAGGGAAAGCAGGCUCUAGAGCAAAGAAAAAGAGAAUUUGUGAAGUAUUCCAAAAGAUUUUCUAAUACCUUGAAGGAAUACUUUAAGGAAGGACAGGCUAAUGCAGUAUUUGUGAGUGCACUUUAUCUUAUUUACCAAACAAAUCAAAUCUUAUACACUGUAAAAAAUAAGUCAGAGUAAAACAUUUGAUGGAUAUACAAAUAUUUAAAUAUGUAUACAAAAGUAAUUAAACGAAUAUUUGUUUUUUAUUCCUUAUUGAAAUAACCACAAAUAAAUGUUAUAUAAUAGUAAAAUCUAAUUUGUAAGUAUUUUUUUUAACACUAAAUAUAAAAAUAAGAAAUCAAUAUUAUGUUAUAUUCUAAUAAUAACAUUUUGUUAGAUAUGGAACAUUAUUUUGGAAAUUAGAGCUUAAGGUAGUUUGAUAAUUUUUAACCAACACAUUAAAUCAGGAAAUGUAUCAGAACUGUUAAAAAUACACAGAUAAAAAUAAACAAACUUUGCACCUUUUAAUUUAUAGUCCAUAAUCCAUAUUCAAUAUUAUGUCAGUUUGUUUUAUAUAAUAUCCUGUAUAUGAAUACUGAAGUUGUAUAACUACAAAAAAUAAAAAUUGAUACUGCUUUA